CAACGUUAUCGUAAGCGCAGCUCCGGCCUCAUAUCCAAUGGUUGUAGAAGCUAAAGUGACACCAUCGACCAUGAUGAAAGCGCAAGACCAACGGCAUGACUCACUAGACCUGCCUUGUACCUGUUUCUGCGGGGUUAGCGAGGUCAAUCGCGGUAAUAUGCGAUGUCGUAAGUGAAAUGGUGGAUUGUGCGAUCUGAUAACGCGUAGUGGGGACUGAUGCUAUUAUAUAUAAGGAAAGCAUAGAACCCCAGACGAAGGAUCUUUUCGUUCAUCAAAGACAAGACUGCUUUGUUACGACAGGCCAAACAUAGCUCAACAUGUCGACUACUGCUACCAUCACUCAACAGGCUGAGCGCAUCGUGCCGCUCAACGUCGAAGCCAACAAGUACCCAAAACCCCUUCAGCCCUCUGGAGCUCUCGACAAGUUCACCUUUGAAGAGUCGACCCCCGUCAUCGGACGUGAAUAUCCCAAAGUCAACCUCGUCGACGACAUCAUCAACGCCCCAAACGCAGACGAACUGAUCCGCGAUCUCGCCAUCACCAUCUCACAGCGAGGUGUCGUCUUUUUCCGCGCCCAAGACAACCUCACAGACGAACAGCACAAGCAGCUCGUCCACCGCCUCGGCGAACUAACCAACAAACCCAAGGACUCAACACUUCACAUCCACCCUCUCCUCAACAGCACCAAUGAAUUCGGCGUAGACGACAAUGAAAUCAGCGUUAUUUCAUCAAACGUUGAGUUCUUCCAGGACAGAAUCAAGGAUCGUGAUGAUCGAAAGCAAGGCGCUGCAAGCUGGCACAGCGAUAUCCAAUUCGAGCAGUAUCCCGCUGAUUACACGAGUCUGAGACUUACAAAACUCCCGGCAGGAGGUGGCGAUACGCUUUGGGCUUCGGGAUAUGAGCUCUAUGAUCGAUAUAGCGAUCCUUAUAGGAAGUUCUUUGAGGGCUUGACUGCUACGUUUUCUGGCGAAGGGUUUUUGAGGGCACGAGAUGCAAGACCCGAUCAUUAUAAGGUCUACGAGGAACCGAGAGGAAAUCCCGCCAAUAUCGGUGAUGAGCUCAAGGCUAUUCAUCCCGUUGUUAGAACAAACCCCGUCACUGGGUGGAAGUCUAUUUUUGCGAUCGGAAACUUCCCCAAGCGCAUUAAUGAGCUGAGUGAGCGUGAGAGCAGAGAGAUCUUGGAGUCGCUCUACAAGAGGAUUGAACAGAACCAUGAUCUUCAGGUUCGCUUCCGCUGGAGAAGUCCCAACGAUAUUGCAUUCUGGGAUAACCGCAGUGCAUUCCAUAGCGCCACGAAUGAUUACGAUGGUCUUGGUGAGCGCACGGGUCACAGGGCUGUAGGCAUUGGCGAGAAGCCUUACCUUGAUCCCAACAGCCUGUCGAGAACUGAGGCAUUGAAGAGAGCUUAGUAUGUGUUUAAAAGAAUAUUAGAUAAUGAACUUCUCGAGUUUGACCACACCUUCGCUUUUCUGCGCUUCAGACUUUUACCUGAAUUCUUGAUAAGAUUUCACCUAAUCUCUUGAUACGCUUAUCCCAUUGAACCCCAAGAUGCUCUUGGCUUGCAC
Molecule: messenger RNA, 1565 nt
Organism: Fusarium odoratissimum NRRL 54006
Lineage: Eukaryota; Fungi; Ascomycota; Sordariomycetes; Hypocreales; Nectriaceae
Exons: 3
Coding region: 318-1409 (363 amino acids)
Cellular component (GO): cytoplasm
Molecular function (GO): 2-oxoglutarate-dependent dioxygenase activity
Source: RefSeq, a predicted model, not a curated record